AUGGUGCUGACUCAGGUCGAGGCAGGCACCAAGAGCCACACCCGAAGGCCUUUCGCGGGGCCCCUGUGGCCGCAGCCCCCCCAGGGGCGCGCCCUCCGCGUGGGGUCCCGGCUCGCGUCCGCGGCCUCCAGCAAGGAGCUCCUCAUGAAGCUGCGGCGGAAAACGGGGUACUCCUUCGUGAACUGCAAGAAAGCGCUGGAAACUUGCGGCGAGGAUCUGCAGCAGGCAGAGAAUUGGCUGCACAAGCAGGCCCAGAAGGAGGGCUGGAGUAAGGUGGCCAAGCUCCAUGGGAGGAAGACUAAGGAGGGGCUGAUUGGGCUGCUGCAGGAAGGAAACACAGCUGUGUUAGUAGAGGUAAACUGUGAGACAGAUUUUGUUUCCAAGAAUUUAAAAUUCCAACAGUUAGUCCAGCAAGUAGCCCUUGGAACUAUGUUGUACUGUCAGAACCUCAAGGAUCAACUCUGCACAUACAGGAAGGGCUUCUUGAAUUCCUCUGAGCUCUCUGAUCUUCCUACUGGGCCUGAGAGAGAAGGAUCUCUCAAGGAUCAGCUGGCUUUAGCAAUUGGGAAAUUGGGAGAAAACAUGACUCUUAAACGCGCCGCAUGGGUGAAGGCGCCCGCCGGAUUCUAUGUCGGGUCUUACAUCCACGGAGCGACGCAGAGCCCCUCGCUGCACAACCUGGUGCUGGGCAAGUAUGGGGCUCUCGUCGUCUGCGAGAUGUCCGGGCGGACAGCAGACCUCGAGGCCGUGGGCCGCCGCCUGGGGCAGCACGUGGUGGGCAUGGCCCCGCUCUCCGUGGGCUCCCUGGACGACACGCCCGGGGGAGAGGCGGAGACCAAGAUGCUCGCCCAGCCCUACUUGCUGGACCCCUCCAUCAAGCUGGGGCAGUUCGUGCGGCCCCAGGGCCUCUCCGUCGUGGACUUCGUGUGCUUUGAGUGUGGGGAAGGCGAGGACACGGCCGAGGCCGAGUAGCUUCCGGAGACGCCCGGCCUGGGAGGAGACGUCUCUUCACUCUGGAUGUCAUUCCACAAAGAGUUUCCUGGGCCUCUUCAGACCCAGGAUAUUUCACUUGGUGCUCAUAAUAAAAUUACGUUCUCUGUGGUUAAAAAAAAAAGUGAAAGCCCAGGACAAGAAGAAUCAAACCCUUAAAGAAGAAACAAUGCCCAUCUUGCUCAAGUAGUAUCUGAAAAUAGAAGAGGGACUGUUUCCUAAUAAUACAGCUUACAAUGCUAACGUUGCCCUAGUGCCAAAACCAGGCAAAGCACAAGAAAGAUGUAGACCAGUAUCCCUGAGAACCAUCAACCAAAACUCCAGCUUCAAAAAGAAAUACCUGAGAAGCAAACGAAAGUGGUAAUGAACUAAACAGUGAUUAGGGCACUAGAUAGUGACAUAGAAAGCACAUCCUGUGCUUGUGGAUGGGAAGAAUCAAUGUCAUCAAAAUAACUCCUGCGUAAAAUGGUACACAAUCCACAUCAAAAUACCAGCAGUGUUUUUCAAAGUACUGAAAAAAAAAAUGGCACAAAGGGCCUCAAAUUAUUGCAAAGGUAAUCCUGAAACAAAAGGCUAGAAGUAGUGUUGUUUAACUUGAAACUACUCUAAAGACGCAGACUGAAAACAAGGCAGUGUUGGCCCAAACACAUACAAGGAUCAGUGGAAUAGAAUCAAAACCCAGAAAUAAAUCCAUAGACAUAGCACCUAAUCUAUGAUGAAGCAGCUCUGAUCACACCCUGGGGUGAGGACAGUUACUUUAAUAAAUGGUGCUGGGAAAAUUGGAAAGCCACACCCAAAAGAAGGAAUUUGAACCCCUGUAACUCCGUACACAAACUCCAAAUGAAUUGAAGGCUUAGAUAUAAGACCUACAGCAAUAAAAUAAAUGGCUGGUAACGUGUUCCAUGAUGUCAGUGAUAAAGAUCAUUUUGGAGAUUUGAGCCCUAAAGCAAGGAAAUAAAAAUGGCUGGGAUUACCUCACGUUAAAAAAAGCUUUUACAGGGCCUCCCUGGUGGCGCUGGUGGUUGAGCGCAGCGCUGUGAAGCUGUCCACAGCCUCUGCAGUGCCAGUUCGAUCCCAGCCGGCCAUGGAGAUACCCACAUGGCGAGCAGACCUCUGCUGUCUCGCCCACUGCUCCCCUCAGCAGUGUAUUUCAGUCAGUCUGUCUGUUCUGUUCCCCACUCUGUCUCUGGUGAAUCCUCUCACCCUCCUGCACCUCUGGCCUGUAUCCCAGUUCUUGUAUAAAUAAAAUCUUUUUAAAAAAUUCUUUUACACAGUGAAAGAAAAUACAAGUUUUAAAACCCUAUUAAGUGGGGUGAAAUAGUCACACAGUAUAUAACUGAUAAGCAUCAGUAUCCAAGAUAUCUAAACACAACUCAACACUAAGUGACCACACUACUCAAAAAAUGGGCAGUUGGUAUGGACAGUUCACCAAAGAGGAUUUCCAGAAGGCAGGUAGACAUGAAAAAAGUUCAUCUCUUCCAGUUAGAGAAAUGCAGGUUAAAACCAGUGACACCAUAUAACACCUGUGAGAAGGGCACAAAUUAAAAACACCUCCACAGCAAGUGCUGGAGAAGAUGCAGGGAAAGCAAAGCCUGUGAUGCUGGCGGUGGGAGUAGGGACUGAUGCAGCCCUCAGUAGGAUGCUGUUCAGCCUUGAGCAAAGAUGGAAUUCAGCCACUUGGGGGGAGUCAGAAUUAUGUGCAGUAAAGCAAGUCAGGAUAAUAAAAAUACUGGAUAUUUACAUAGGAUAAAAUGCUUAUUAAAAACUAGAGAAUGUAAAUAUACACUGAGGGAUCUGAGGCUGAG
Messenger RNA from Talpa occidentalis (Iberian mole), 2795 nucleotides. RefSeq names its product elongation factor Ts, mitochondrial-like. Lineage: Eukaryota; Metazoa; Chordata; Mammalia; Eulipotyphla; Talpidae. Gene Ontology annotation, cellular component: mitochondrial matrix. The transcript is spliced from 2 exons. Gene Ontology annotation, biological process: mitochondrial translational elongation. The coding region runs from base 1 to 972 and encodes 323 amino acids. The record is from RefSeq and is a predicted model, not a curated record. Gene Ontology annotation, molecular function: translation elongation factor activity; protein binding.